AUGGCUGUCAUCCGUCGGCAGGAGUUUUUUAAAAGUCGUCGUUCUUCGCCGGUGCCGUUCUUUUCCGGUCGUUCUUCGGUGGUCGACUACUACGAUGGCCGUCUGGCAGAUGGCAACCAAUUAUUGAACACGUCAGAGAUGGUAUUCGCGAUGUACUACGCGCCAUGGUGUUUGGCUAGCAUCGAAGCUCGUGACCAGUUCGAUGCACUGGCAACUCAUUUCGGUCAGCGUCGUGGUCUGUUUGUAGCAGUCAACUGUUGGGAUCCGGGCGGAAGAUGCCGUCAGGAGAAGAAAAUGCACGGCUAUCCGCUGCUCGAAUUGUCUACCACCGCCAAUGCCCGGCUUCGCUAUCGCGGUGUCGUAUCCGCCGAUCACAUGUACAGAUUUUUAGAAGUUUCAACCGAUCCCCUGCAGAGACUGCAGAACGAUAUGGACGUGACUGAGUUUUUGGCAAUGGUCGAGGCGCGCGUCGUCGGCUACUUCAACUUCGAUUGUCGUUCGAAAGCUCGAGGAUACACUAGUUUUUACCUGGCUUCCUUGAAGGCUUUGGAAAAGGAUCCGCUCCGAAACGCCGUCGUCUUUGCCGUUGUUACAGACCCAAUGGUAGCUACCAAGCUCAAUCUGACCGACAGU
Messenger RNA from Soboliphyme baturini, 633 nucleotides. Lineage: Eukaryota; Metazoa; Nematoda; Enoplea; Dioctophymatida; Soboliphymatidae. The record is from the annotation of a GenBank genome assembly.